Messenger RNA from Daldinia loculata, 1491 nucleotides. RefSeq lists its product as uncharacterized. Lineage: Eukaryota; Fungi; Ascomycota; Sordariomycetes; Xylariales; Hypoxylaceae. The coding region runs from base 461 to 1351 and encodes 296 amino acids. The record is from RefSeq and is a predicted model, not a curated record. The transcript has a single exon.
UUUUGAGAAGGCCCCUCUAAGCAAGAACUUUUAUAAAUACAUACCCCCAGCACCCACAGAAAGCAUUUCGAUUUUCUCAACCAACAAGUUCACAACCCAACUUCACACCCCAACUUCUAAAGACUUGCCUCCCAAAACCAAUCCUCCAUCCAUCCACCAUCCUACCACAGCAAGUAAGACACACCCACAGACAAGGGGAAUCAUCUUCUUCAUCCCAUACCACUAACUACCUACUACCCAACACCAAGGGAAAAUCAAUCAUCAAAAAUGGCUGCUGCAGGAUUUGCUGACCAGGUCCAUGGCUUUGAGUAAGUAGAAUGGAUUUCUUAUUAUAACAAUUGUAAGCAUUUACUAACCUAGGCUUAGCAAUGCUGGCCUUAACAAUGUUUUCCGCUACAGCAUCAAUGACAAUUCGAGAGACGAAGAACUCGGAAUUAUUUGGACCGAGGCCGACGAGGCGAUGGUCAAGGCUAGAGUGGAUACAGCCUAUCUGCCAAAGUUUUGGAAGAUGAUGGUCCACCUCUUUAAGCGAAGCCCUUCCGACCUCUUCACCUGGGGAUUGCGAAUCGGUGACGAUGAGGACGAGAUUCUAAGAGACCUCUGUGAGAUCUUACCUCACGACAUCUGGUCUGCCAACUUGACACUAUUCAGAUACUGUCUACAGAAGGCGAUCUGUCUUAGGGUCAAGAAUCAUGCACAGCCCUUCGGUUUCUUCAAGGGCAUGUUCUUGGGGCCAAUCCAUAAUCUCGAAAAGUGCCUAAGCAAUGUCGAGGCACAUAAGCGAGAUACGGAAAUCGCAGAUGGCGUCUUUAACGCAUGGGUGGCGACUGCGCAAGACAUGGAGACAUCGGUCGCAGCAUUCAUGUGGGAGCUCGACAACAUCGUCAAAGGGACGGAAGUAAUCGGAACUCUUAAUGAAGAGAGGUUCUUCAUUCUACAGAAGAUCGAUAUCUUUAACGUCCGAAAAGCCCUCGACGCCCUCUACGACAAGGGUCUAUAUCCUCUUAGGGUCGAUAUGAGAUACGUCAGCUAUAUACGGUCUUACGCUGGCCAGUGGCCUAAAUUUGAGCCAUUCACCCAGGAGAUGCUGAAGAUUUGCGAGAAGGUAUCUAUCCUGAACCGCCGACGUGCCCGUGCGAUGGGCCUACCGGAUAUUCCUGUAGCCCGGCACGAAAUCUUCACGCGCAUCCCCUACUGGAAGAGCUCCAAGUGCGACGAUAAGCGGUUUAAGGAGGUGAUGUUCCAAUACGGCGACGUGUGGACCGUAUGUCCUGCAGCACCUAUCCCCGAACAGCCCGUCCAUGAAGAGGCGGCGGACAACAUGGACGUGGAAAACCCCGAUGGCCAUUAAGGAAACAGGUCAUCUCACACAUGGAGGGAUGUAGUGAGCCGAUCUCAUCUGAACAGUGGUGGACUUAUUGGGCAACUGGUUGAGCAGUUACGUCACUUUGUAUUAUCUGCAUAGACAUGUACUAUAAAAAGAUGAGGUCA